Messenger RNA from Marchantia polymorpha subsp. ruderalis, 1045 nucleotides. The record is from the annotation of a GenBank genome assembly. Lineage: Eukaryota; Viridiplantae; Streptophyta; Marchantiopsida; Marchantiales; Marchantiaceae.
GGUGGAGUCUGAAAUCGGCGACGAGAGGGAGGGAGGAAGGCAGAUUCUGCGAGAGCAUGCGAUGGCCGCUCGACUGUUCGAUGUUCAGAUCCUUCGUGUCCGGAGGCCGUGAGAAUUUCGGCGAUCGUGGUUCAGGUUCAGGUUCAGGUUAUGGGAGGUUGAUCGAAGGAUUUUGAUUCAGGCGUGGAAUUUUACGGUCGAAGGUGGUGGCCGUCAGUGGGAGUGGGAGCGGGAGCGAGAGAGGCGAUGAUCUGAUUCCUCGGGCGGUGUAUUUAAUUGGUGCUGCUCGAUCGUGGACGGACGUAGACGGUUGCGCGAUGUCAGGGCAGCCUAGCGGGCUCGUCUUGCCUCAGACCCCCACCUCCACCGCCUCCAAAGUGGUGGUUCUGUUUCGAGCAACAGGAGAUGCUCCCAUACUCAAACAGAACAAGUUCAAGAUCGGAGGCUCGGAGAAAUUUGCAAAAGUCAUUGAUUUCUUGCGCAAGCAGCUGCAUCGGGAAACAGUGUUCGUGUACAUCAACAGCGCGUUUUCUCCGAACCCGGAUGAAUAUGUAAUGGAUUUGUUUGAAAACUUUGGCAUCGAUGGGAAACUAGUGGUAAACUAUGCGUGUUCCAUGGCCUGGGGAUAAGUGGAGUCGACAUUUGGUGAAGAACGUGCUUACGUACGAAAACAACGUGUAAAUAAAAAACGUGACACAAAUUUGCAAACUGACGCACCGGAUUGUAGAGAGGCAUCACUCCGAAUAUCCAGCUUCUUAAAUUGUGAAAUCAAAGAGAUUUUGACCUCAAUGAACGAUAUUCUCAAGUUAGAGACUGGGUCAUGGUUUCAGUUUCAAGGUACACAUGUAGAAUGGGGUGACGAAUGUAGAUGAAGAUUCGAGCAUCGUAGAUGAGGGAAGAUGAUAAAAUGAGAGACGGUUGUCAGCUCAAUACAACCUGCUUUGUACUUGACCUGAUUCGUAUCGGCUGUACAGACACAGCAGUUUGUGAAUCUGAUGUUUGAUACAUCCUGAGACUCUUGUUAAGUCAGAGCAGCUUGUUGGUG